This is a messenger RNA of Limulus polyphemus (Atlantic horseshoe crab), 2390 nucleotides long. RefSeq names its product arginase-1-like. Gene Ontology annotation, molecular function: manganese ion binding; arginase activity. The record is from RefSeq and is a predicted model, not a curated record. Gene Ontology annotation, cellular component: nucleus; cytosol; cytoplasm. Lineage: Eukaryota; Metazoa; Arthropoda; Merostomata; Xiphosura; Limulidae. The transcript has 10 exons. Bases 319 to 1455 code for a protein of 378 amino acids.
AUCGCUGACCACUCAUUGAACUUUAACCUCUUGCCUGGAAUAGGGUGAAGGAUGAUUGCUAAUCUUCGAGCACCCUUGAUAUAACUGCCAGAAAUAUGCGAUGCUUAUACACUGCAGUGUAGUUUUGUGGAAUUAUGUUUGGCGUCGUUGAUAGGUUUCUUAGUUCAAGGUUCUUGUAUGAGGCAAGUAAUACUAAUAGCCCUACUUCUGUCUAGUGUUGUGUAUUCGGCUAUAAAUUGUAAGAUCCAAUCUUUGAUAAUAUAUAUAUAACACUAACAGUGUGUAGUGUGAUGAUACAAUUAGCUGCAUUUUGAUGUCAUGAUGAUGAUGACGACAACGCGAGCUAUUACGUGUUAUCUUUGUAAAAAAAUUUUUCAUACUCAAAGAUCGAAUUUUUUACACGUGGGAAGUAAAGCGAUCUUCUCGAAUUUUAACAUUCCGGAGUUAGAAUGGAAAAAUCCAGCGUUUUCUACCGUAGCAACAAGUUCCACGAAUAUUGGAAUCAUCGGGGUCCCAUUUUCUAAAGGUCAACGCAAAAGUGGUGUUGAGAAGGGUCCUCUUGCUAUAAGAGAUGGAGGUUUAUUAGAAAAAAUGCAAGAACUAGGACUAAAUGUUAAAGAUCUUGGAGAUGUGGAAAUUACUGAAGUUCCAGAUGAAAAUGUACAACAAGGAUUGGCUAUACAUUCUCCUACAGUUGGCUUAGUGGCAAAGAAGGUGUCUGAAAAAGUCAGUCAAGUUCUCAGAGACAACUACUUGUGUGUAACUUUGGGUGGUGACCACUCUUUAGGGCUGGGUACUAUUCAUGGCCACAGUUGUGUAUAUCCUGAGCUUAGUGUCUUAUGGAUUGAUGCUCAUGCAGAUAUCAAUACUGCCCUAACUUCACCAACAGGAAAUCUUCAUGGGAUGUCUUGCUCAUUUGUUUUGCAUGGCUUAGAAGACCAUAAAAUGCCUUUGUCUGGAUUUGAUUGGUUAAAACCAUGCCUACAUCCUGAACAUUUAGCAUAUAUUGGUCUUCGGGAGCUAGAUCCUCUUGAGAGACUCCUCGUGGACAAGUUAGGUAUUCCAUAUUUCUCAAUGGAUGAUAUAGACAGACUUGGAAUACACGAAGUCAUCAGGAAAGCACUAAAAGCUAUUAAUCCAAGAAAAGAUCGAUCAUUACAUGUAAGUUUUGACAUUGAUGCUCUGGAUAAAUUCCUUGUCCCAAGUACAGGAACACCUGUUAUAGGAGGAUUAACUGUAAGAGAAGCUUUAUGUAUUGCUGAAGAAGUUGCUAAAACAGGACUUCUAAAAGGGCUUGAUCUUGUGGAAGUGAAUCCGUUACUAGGAACCAAAGAUGAAGUAGAACGAACUGUAGCAAUAGCUAUUCAAGUUAUCGUGGCCUUCUUUGGUCAAGAAAGGCUAGGACCAAUGACUCGUCAUACAUUGUCAAAGCUGGACCUACCUGUUGUAAAAUAGCUUCAUCAGAUAUAUAUAUUGCACUGAAAUGUUUGUUGUGACAAGAUUUUAAUUAUAGUUUCUUACUUAAACAUCUUAUUUAGUAUAUAUUUGGAAUCUCCUAGUUUUCUGUAAUUUUAUUAGGAUGACAAAAUGGUUAUUACUAUGAGCACAGCAUAGAGUGGUAUGCAAGAUUCUGCCAUGAUAACAUUUGUUUUGCAUUAAGCAGGAGAUAAUGAAUGAACAGUUGUAAAUUAUUGCAUUAUUACCAUCUUACAGCUGCAUUAUGAAUAGUUAUUAUGGUUGAAAACGAAAACAGAAGUAAAUGAAACAAUGAUAGACUUUCUGAUAUUUAGUCGGAGGCCAAAUAAAUAACAAAAUGUUGGGUUUACGGUGACCUUCCCUUCCCAAAUUUUUAACCUGACACUAAUCUUUUAAAUGUUAAAAAACUAAAGUCUGAUCUACCCGUUUUUAGAUAUUAUUUUUUAACAUGAGUUUCUAAAUGAGCGUAGAUAGAAAGAACCUAACUGCAAGACAUAACAAUAGUAUCAGCAAGAUGUAUUAAAAAUCUUGUCCAGUAACCAGGCACAAUCCGUUUAACUUCAUUUUUACUUGAAUAUAGACCUUAGAUACAUAGGCUUCUACAUGUGAACCUGAUAUCCAUUUUUUACACGCAAAUAACACUGCUCACACUUUGACCUAAGUUUGGCCAGCAAGAGUUUAUUCCCAAUGAAAUUUUCCAGAAGACAUCACUGCUGAUAGCAGAACGUGUACACUCAUAUCUCCAAACUGGCUUUAUACAGGAUUACCAGAAUUUUUAAUGGUAAAGUUAUGUUCAGGGAAAAACCGCUGUUUUGAAAUAACUUAUAUUACUCCCUUCAGCUCAUUUUUCAUGCAAAUUGGAUACUGUAUAAUCACUCGUGAUCUGAAAUACAAAUGAUUGUUUAUUCAGCCUA